Messenger RNA from Fulvia fulva, 4293 nucleotides. Its product is annotated as Chromatin structure-remodeling complex subunit snf21. Bases 1 to 4293 code for a protein of 1430 amino acids. Gene Ontology annotation, cellular component: nucleus. The record is from RefSeq and is a predicted model, not a curated record. Lineage: Eukaryota; Fungi; Ascomycota; Dothideomycetes; Mycosphaerellales; Mycosphaerellaceae. Gene Ontology annotation, biological process: positive regulation of transcription by RNA polymerase II. The transcript has 3 exons. Gene Ontology annotation, molecular function: DNA binding; histone binding; ATP-dependent chromatin remodeler activity.
AUGGCGGCCGUGCAGCAACCCGGCAUGCAGCAGUCGGCCAACAAUCCAGGCAACAACUCCGCCGCCGCAGCAAUGGCUAACAGCAUACUGCCGAACGGCAUGACGAAGGAGUCCGUGCAGGCACUAUAUAAGCGAUAUCAAACCAUGAAGGCCUCCGGCACUCCGGAUACCGACCCAGAGAUGCAGAAAGCACGGAACAUCCUACACGGAAUACAGCAGCGGACCGAGCAGAUCAAGCGCAUGCAGGCCAUGAAGCAACAGCAGAUGAAGAUGCAGAUGCAACAGCAGCAAACGCCGGGACAGCAGAACGGAACCCCCCAGCCACCUCAGAUGAAUGGCGCAUCCGUUCCGACACCUCAACCUGACUCCCAGAUGCAGCCCCAGUCCAUCAUGGGUGCUGCAAACGGCGUGUCCCAACGACCAGUUCAGUCUAUGCCCCAGGCCUCUGCACCUGCGCAACCUACCCAGGUGGACAGCAGUGGUGGACAGGCUUUCAGCAAAGACCAGGUUGCGACUCUACGAGCACAGAUGCAGGCCUUCUCACACCUCCAGAAGAACUUGCCGGUACCGCAAUCCAUCGCAGACCACAUCUUUCCCUCGAGACAAGACCAGAAGGCUUUGACGCCUGCUGAGGGCGUGGCAGUUGCUGGCAAGGUCUUGGAAGAUGCGGCGAGGGACCCGAGUGCUACGGCUGCCGAGGAGAAUGGCAAGCCGCGACACAAGUUCGAGACCUUCACGGACCCUCACGAGCUCAUGCUCAAGCGGAUCAGCUACUCCGACCACACUCAUCGUCGAUACCGAACCAUGAUUCCCAGCAUCAUGCCACUCGGCGUAGAUCCAGAACGUGUUCGAGAAGAGCGAGAAAACAUCGUGUACAACCGCAUCAACACACGAAAGGCCGAGCUUGGUCAGUUGUCAGCGAACAUCGGCGGCUGGGACAUGAGCAAAUCAGAGACACCAGAAGACAACGCUGACCUCAAGCGACGAGCUCUUCUGGAGUACAAGAUGCUCACUCUGCUUCCCAAGCAGCGCGAGAUGCGACAAAAGAUCGGCAAAGAGAUGAUGCUCUCUGACAGCUUGUCCAUGACGGCCAAUCGUAGCAUGUAUCGCCGUGUCAAGAAACAGUCGCUUCGGGAAGCCAGAGUCACAGAAAAGCUGGAAAAGCAGCAACGCGACGCGGCAGAGAACAAGGAGAUGAAGAAGCACAACGAGUACAUUCGCUCGAUUGUGCAGCACUCCGAGGACAUCCGCAAUGGUGCUCAACUGCACAAGCAACGUGUGCAGAAGCUGGGUCGCUUGAUGAUCGCCACUCACUCCAACAUCGAAAAGGAAGAGCAAAAGCGCAUCGAGCGAACUGCCAAGCAACGUCUGCAAGCCUUGAAGGCCAACGACGAAGAGACUUACCUGAAGCUGCUCGGCCAGGCCAAGGAUUCUCGUAUCUCGCACUUGCUCAAGCAGACCGAUGGUUUCUUGAACGAGCUGGCGGCCUCCGUCAAGGCUCAACAGCGAAAAGCCCUUGGAGACAGUGCCUCGCCAGACCCGCCGCCAGACGAGAACGCCGAGCCCGACAGCGAAGAUGAAAGCAAGCCAAAGAUCGAUUACUACGAAGUCGCUCAUCGCAUCAAGGAACCUGUUCUCGGUCAGGCCUCGAAUCUGGUCGGCGGUACGCUCAAGGAGUACCAGAUCAAGGGUUUGCAGUGGAUGAUCUCGCUGUACAACAACAACCUGAACGGUAUCUUGGCCGACGAGAUGGGUCUCGGAAAGACUAUUCAGACCAUUUCACUCAUCACAUACCUCAUCGAGAAGAAGCGACAGAACGGGCCGUAUCUCGUGAUAGUACCACUCAGUACGCUCACGAACUGGAACAGCGAGUUCGAACGCUGGGCUCCCAGCGUCCAGCGUAUCGUCUACAAGGGUCCGCCAGCUCAGCGGAAGAACCACCAGCAACAGAUCAGAUUUGGCAACUUCCAGGUUCUCCUCACCACGUACGAAUUCAUUAUCAAGGAUCGGCCCAUCCUGAGCAAAGUCCGAUGGCUCCACAUGAUUAUCGAUGAAGGUCAUCGCAUGAAGAACGCACAGUCCAAGCUCAGCAACACCAUUUCUCAGUACUACCACACGCGCUAUCGCCUGAUUCUGACCGGUACUCCACUUCAGAACAAUCUCACAGAGCUGUGGUCAAUGUUGAACUUCGUGCUUCCCAACAUCUUCAAGUCGGCGAAGUCCUUCGAUGAGUGGUUCAAUACGCCUUUCGCAAACACCGGUGGCCAAGACAAGAUAGAGCUCACCGAAGAAGAGCAGCUGCUCGUUAUUCGUCGUCUUCACAAGGUCCUUCGUCCCUUCCUUCUGCGUCGUCUCAAGAAGGACGUUGAGAAGGAUCUUCCUGACAAGCAAGAACGUGUCAUUAAGUGCUCUCUGUCCGCCCUUCAAGCCAAACUCUACAAGCAACUUAUGCAACACAAUCGCAUCGAUGUCGUGGGCGCAGAUGGCAAAAAGACAGGUCUACGUGGUCUGAGCAACAUGCUCAUGCAGCUGCGCAAGCUUUGCAACCAUCCUUUCGUCUUCGAGGAGGUUGAGGAUCAGAUGAAUCCCAACAGGUUGACCAACGACCUCAUCUGGCGAACAGCUGGAAAGUUCGAGCUGCUAGACCGUGUGCUACCCAAGUUCGAAGCCACUGGCCACAGAGUGCUCAUGUUCUUCCAGAUGACCCAGAUCAUGAACAUCAUGGAAGACUUCCUUCGGUACAGAGGCACGAAAUACCUACGAUUAGAUGGUAGUACCAAGGCCGAUGAUCGAUCCGAGCUGCUCAAGCUGUUCAACGCACCAGGCUCUGAAUACCAAAUCUUUUUGCUAUCUACUCGUGCCGGUGGUCUUGGUCUGAACUUGCAGACAGCUGACACAGUCAUCAUCUACGAUUCGGAUUGGAACCCUCAUCAAGAUUUGCAAGCGCAGGAUCGUGCUCAUCGUAUCGGCCAGAAGAACGAAGUGCGUAUCCUACGUCUCAUCACAUCCAACUCCGUUGAGGAAAAGAUCUUGGAGCGGGCGCAAUACAAGCUUGACAUGGACGGCAAAGUCAUUCAGGCUGGUAAGUUCGACAACAAGUCCACGAACGAGGAACGUGACGAGAUGCUGCGUGUCAUGUUGGAGUCUGCCGAAGCAGUGGAGAAUAUGGAGUCUGAAGAGAUGGACGACGAUGACCUCAACCUGAUCAUGAUGCGUGACGAUUGGGAACUCGUCAAGUUUCAAGAAAUGGAUCGUGAACGACAAAAGACCGAGAAAUACGGCCCUGACAAGAAGUACCUUCGUCUACUUGGCGAGAGCGAACUGCCCGAUAUCUAUCUACAAGACGACAACCCCGUCGUUGAAGAGAUCGAGUUCAACUACGGUCGCGGAGCUAGAGAGCGAACCAAGGUCAAGUACGAUGACGGCUUGACCGAGGAGCAGUGGCUCGAUGCCGUCGAUGCCGAUGACGACUCGAUCGAGGAUGCAAUCGCUCGCAAGCAGGCUCGGAUAGCAAGACGCAGCGACAAGAAAGAGUCACGUCUUCGUGAAGGUACUGGUGUGGACACUCCACCGCCGGAUGUCGACAGUGAGGAAGAGACGCCGCAACCCAAGAAACGUGGUCGCAAGGUAGUCAGAGACUCAGGAAAGCGGAAGCAGGAAGAAGCUGCACUCGACAGCGCUCCCGAACCACCCAAGAAGCGUGGCCGCAAUCCCAAGACCGCUGAGACGCUGUCCAAGGACGACCGUGCAACAUUGCAAGGCAUCCUGGACAGCGUGCACGACUCGCUGCAAGAUCUCGAAGAGGAGUCAACUGAUCUUGCACUCGCCAACCGUGGCAUCAUCGACCCAUUUCUGGAACUGCCGCCUAAACAGUACUACCCCGACUAUUACGAGCUGAUCAAGAAGCCUAUCUGCAUGAAGAACAUCGAGAACAAGAUCAACAAGAAGCAAUACCAUAGCCUCAAAGAGUUCCGCUCGGAUAUUGCUCUGCUCUGCAGCAACUGUCGACAAUACAAUGAAGAUGGCAGCGUGCUCUUCGCGGAUGCUAAUACCAUCGAGCGUGCAUGUGAUGACAAGCUGCGCGAACAAAUUGCAGAACAUCCUCGAUGGCAACGUGAUCUCGAACAAGACAGCUCUGUGGCAGAUGGGACGUCUACGAGACCCAUGUCGUCCGUUGGCACUCCCCAGCCUGCGGCAAAGCCCAGCAUCAAGCUCAAACUGAGUGGUGCUAGAGCCAACGGUAACACUUCAAGAGGCGGCACCGAAAGCGCCGCUCAAAGCGACGACGAAUAG